CUUGCAACAUCAUAGUCAUUUCUUCUUUGCAACUGUGAAACUUUGGAAAUUAAAUUGGACUGUAGUUGAUCAGAGAUCAGACUGUUCAGUCUUAUUUGUGAAGAAUUUAUUGGGCAUGAAAAGGGUCUGUGAUAACUGUGGAUGUUUGUAUCUAGUUGUCAGAACAGAAAUGGGUUGAUACAAGUAGGUGUGCAGCAGUUUGCAAAAAUGUGGUGAAAGCAAAAGAAAAGAAAAUCACAAUUUGUUUCUAUUUGCUUUGCAGUUCUGUAGACAGGAAUGGAAUUUAUUUGAACAAUGUUUACUAUUACACAUGCAGCUUCUGUGUUUACCUAACAAUUUUGUUUGGCUGACAAAACCAACAUCAUUUCUGUUGGAAUAGCUGUCAGCUUCUACAUCUUCCGAUGACAUAUGAACUUCACAGCAAAGACCACAUGCUCAUUUUCCUGUGCACCUGCUGAGAAGCUUCCUCUUUCCUUAUGACAUACUUUGACAGAAUGUCAGAUCACCUGGUUCGGCUAUGAAAGCCCUCGUAGUUUCUGGGACUACAUUCGCGUAGCUUGCCGAAAAGUCUCUCACAAUUGCAUCUGCAGUAUUGAGAACAUGGAGAACGUCGGUUCUUCUAGAGCUAAGGGUCGAGCAUGGAUAAGAGUAGCACUUAUGGAAAAACAUUUGUCUGAAUACAUUUCCACAGCUCUGAGAGACUUCAAAACAACCAGGAGGUUUUAUGAAGAUGGAGCAAUUGUUCUUGGUGAAGAAGCAAAUAUGCUUGCUGGUAUGCUGUUGGGACUCAAUGCAAUUGAUUUCAGUUUUUGUCUGAAGGGUGAGGGAUUGGAUGGAAGCUAUCCAGCUGUCAUAGAUUAUACACCGUACUUGAAGUUCACCCAAAGUUCUGACAGUAUCAGCAGUGAUGAAGAAGAGCUGAGAACACUGGGCAGUAGUGGCAGUGAAGGCAGUACUCCAGAGAACAUUGGUCCUCCUUUCAUCACAGAUGAAAACAGUUGGUACAACAAAUGCAAAAGGGUAGAACAGAAGUACCGGCUUGCAUUGGAACAGAAGGGUUAUCUUGAAGAAUUGGUACGACUCAGAGAAAACCAGCUGUCUGAAUCUGUCUCACAGAAUAAACUCCUGUUACAAAGAAUUGAAGAUAUGGAUCUAGCCCAUAAAAUGGAGAAGGAGCAGCUGGAAUAUAUCAUUGUGGAACUGCAAGACCAGUUAACUGUGCUAAAGAAUAAUGACUUGAGAUCAAGACAAGAAUUAACUACUCACCUCACCAAUCAGUGGCCUUCCCCAGGAGCUCUGGAUGUCAAUGCUGUUGCCUUGGACACUCUACUCUAUAGAAAGCACAAUCAACAGUGGGAUGAGAAAAGUUUUCAAAGUCUGGACCAACUUUCAGCAGAAGUUAGUCUUUCUCAAUCCUCUCUGGAUCCAGGUCACUCACAGGAUGGGAAGCAAGAUGGAAUUAACUUGUUAAAUGAAGGAAAGGAAGACACUCCAUCAUUGCUUGGUCUUUGUGGCUCUCUUACAUCAGUAGCAAGCUACAAGUCUCUCACAAGUCUGAAAUCAAGUGAAUACCUUGCAAGUCCCACAACAGAGAUGACAAGUCCAGGCUUAACACCAUCUUGAGAUGCACUCAAGAAGGAAGAGCUUUAUGUUGUAUGCAUUUGAUUUAUGUUCCAUACGAUGACUUGCAGUGAAGACUGCUAGUUCUGAGUUAAAAAAUAAGCUGCUUUAUUUUUUAUUGUCAUGGAUACCUUUAUAAUUCACAAAUUGGAUCAGUUUUUGUUUGCUUUUUCUUUCCCCCAGAGGACUUAUCAGAUACUCUAUUUUAGUCUGGAAUUACUUAAAUCUCUUGUUCAGGUACAGAAUGUAUAAUGUGAUGUUUAUGACUGGUUUUUAAAAUUAAACAGUCAGAAAUCAGACCUAUACUUAAAUGCCAUCAGCUUUGUUUCUCCUUGCACUAGCCUGGACCGGCUCUAGCCACUGUACUCUGCAGUGCUUUAAAUAUUUAUCAACUCCUGCAGAAGAGACAGGGAAUCCUGAACACCAGUCUUUGUAGGCAAAUAAAUACCUAAAAAUCCAGCUUUUCAUCUGUGUAUGUUGCUUAGGACCUCAGAUAGCAUAUUUAACCUAUCAACAGCUUCUCUCAAGUUGACUCCGUGUUAGGUUUUGCAUUCCUGUUAAUAUCAUGGCAUUUAGGAGAUGCUCCAGUCACACUGAAACACAAACACUUGAAAUUGCAUGUGAAUAACAAAUGUAACUUGAUUAUAUAAAUCAAGCAUACAUAGAGAUUUGUGAAUGGUGAGCAAACUCACUAAAUGCUUUCAAGUGGCCUGGGUUACAGAUAAACUAACAUUAUACAAAAAGUUUCUUGCUGAAAAGAUGGGGGCUAUGGAUGAUGGGGGUAAGCAUCUUGCAAAGUUAGGAUUCUGUGUUUAUUGGCAAGAUCCCAAGGAGAGUGGAAAAGGGGAAACAAUGUAAUGGCUGUAUUUGUGUGUUAAAGGACUUUUCUCAUCCCUGUAGUAGUGCAAUAGGCAUUUUUCUUGCUUAGGUAAUACAGAAGAAAUUCUCUAAGUCAGUUUUCUCAAAUUAUUUGCCAUUGAUUUAAAUUACUGACACGAAAAAAAAUGGGAGACAUUUUUUAAAAUGUAACUGACUUUCCAGAUUACCCUACAGUUUCAAAGUUUGCAAAAUAAUUUUUGAAUUGCAAACUAUAUUCUUAAUUCUUUGUAAGAUACAAUGGAUCCUUUAUCUAUGAAUUUUGGUAAUCAAGGUAAUGCUUAUCAGUAUGAUUAGUAACUUUUUAAACAAAAGUGAAAUGCAUGUAAGUAUGUUGUAUUUAUAAGUGCUAGGGAAAAUGCUUUUUUGUGCCAAAGAAGUUUCAUAAAUUGUUUACAUGAGUAGCUGCAAUACAAGACAGAUUUUUAAUUAUUGCUUACUCCUAGGUGUUUACAGUAUGUCACUACACUCUGUACAGGUUUAGUUGAUUUGCCUCUUGUGAUGAUACCUUGGCACUGCUGCUUUAAACUGGUCACCAUAGGGUGGGCUUGAAAGAAAGAAGAUUCAUUCUUACUUUAACUGAAAUAUUUAGUCUUUUGAAGUAGGAGGCUAUGCAUUUGUGGAACUCAAGGCACUGCUGGAUUUAGCUAGAGGAUAAGAAUCCAUCUCCUCAGCUCUCUAGUCCGUGCUGCUGGAGGACACUACUUCCAUGGCCGGGUACAAAACCAGUGAUGCUAUUUUAAUGCAGAAUUUUAAAGUAGUUUAACAAAACCACCAGGUCUUUCAAGCCCUUGUGUACCCACACAGGUAAUUUCUCUAUAAUAAAUGCUGACCAUUACCUCCUUUCAUACACCUUCAGAAUGUCCAUUACUUCAUGGAACUUUUUUUUGAUCACAUUAAGCACCUGUUUCUUGAGUAACAUUAUUAAAUAUAAAUUUGUAAAUUAGA
This is a messenger RNA of Passer domesticus (house sparrow), 3444 nucleotides long. RefSeq names its product RUN domain containing 3B (gene RUNDC3B). Lineage: Eukaryota; Metazoa; Chordata; Aves; Passeriformes; Passeridae. The transcript is spliced from 10 exons. The coding region runs from base 601 to 1623 and encodes 340 amino acids. The record is from RefSeq and is a predicted model, not a curated record.